CCAUGUAACUCAAACAACUGCAGAAAAUAAAAUUGGAACAUCACCAAGUUCCAGCAACACUGAGCUUCCCUUGACGAGCCAAGGAACAUCUACAACAAAACCUCCCUCCUCUACGGAGAGUCAGUCUACCUCUCCAGAAUCAGUAACAUCGAUAGGAUCAAGUGAAUCUCCAGUGUUGACGACCAAAGUCAGCACAAAUAGAGUUACAAUAAUGUCUAGCAGUGCUCAUUCCUCAACGAGUGCCAUUUCCUCCCCAUCAAACAGUGUUUUCCCCAGUUCAGCCUCCACAUUCCCUUCAGUCAGUCCCCAUGUAACUCAAACAACUGCAGAACAUAAAACUGGAACAUCACCAAGUUCCAGCAACACUGAGCUUCCCUUGACGAGCCAAGGAACAUCUACAACAAAACCUCCCUCCUCUACGGAGAGUCAGUCUACCUCUCCAGAAUCAGUAACAUCGAUAGGAUCAAGUGAAUCUCCAGUGUUGACUACCAAAGUCAGCACAAAUAGAGUUACAAUAAUGUCUAGCAGUGCUCAUUCCUCAACGAGUGCCAUUUCCUCCCCAUCAAACAGUGUUUUCCCCAGUUCAGCCUCCACAUUCCCUUCAGUCAGUCCCCAUGUAACUCAAACAACUGCAGAACAUAAAACUGGAACAUCACCAAGUUCCAACAACACUGAGCGUCCUCUUACUAGUCAUGGGACAUCCACAACAAACAUGUCCUCCUCUACAGAGGGUCAGUCUACAUCUCCAAAAACAGUGACAACCAAGGGAACAACUGAGUCGGCAGUGUCCACCUCCAAACUCACCACAAAUGGAAUUACAACAACUUUGAGCAGUGAUCAUUCCUCAGAGAGUGCCAUUUCCUCCUCAGCACCGACCAAUGUUUCCCCCGGUUCAACCUCCACAUUCACUUCAGUCAGUCCCCAUGUAACUCAUUUCAGCAACACUGGGCAUCCUUUAACUAGUCAAGAAAUAUCUACAACAAACAUGUCCGUCUCUACAGAGGGUCAGCCUACAUCUCCAAAAACAGUGACACCCAUGGGAACAACUGAGCCGGCUAUAUCCACCUCCAAACUCACCACAAAUGGAAUUACAACUUUGAGCAGAGAUCAUUCCUCAGAGAGUGCCAUUUCCUCCUCAACACCAACCAAUGUUUCCCCCAGUUCAACCUCCACAUUCACUUCAGUCAGUCCCCAUGUAACUCAUUCCAGCAGCACUGGGCAUCCUUUGACUAGUCAAGAAACAUUCACAACAACAAUGUCCUCCUCUACAGCGGGUCAGUCUACAUCUCCAAAAACAAUAACACCCAAGGGAACAAUCACCAUGUAA
Molecule: messenger RNA, 1327 nt
Organism: Scatophagus argus
Lineage: Eukaryota; Metazoa; Chordata; Actinopteri; Scatophagidae
Product: putative protein TPRXL
Exons: 2
Coding region: 212-1327 (371 amino acids)
Source: RefSeq, a predicted model, not a curated record